AUGAGCCAGUCACAAGCCAUCUGCCGGGCCUCGAAGGAGGUCGAGCUGCUGGAUGGCCCAGAAACGACUGAAGCCGAUAGAAUGAACGUUGCAGACAGCACAGCCGUCCGUCUUCCGCAGGCAGCUUCUCCCUCAGUGUCCCAGGGAAGUCACUCAAGCCCUUCUCACGGCUCCAGUUUGGCCAUGCUGCGAGAAGCCGUUGCAUUUGCUUCCAGCUACCUCCAGGUGCGGCUCAAAGAAGGCAAGAAACCUUACAACCCAUUGACUAAAAUUGGCCGCUUCAAUCAUUACAUCGUGGAUCCCUUAUUCCGUUGGCAUGGGCGAAACGACCGGAUAGUGGCCUCGCAAUCCCUCGGGCGAGUGAGCAUGCAGGGAGAGAACCGUUCGGUGUUGAACGGCGGGAGUCACAACUACGCGGGGUUGUAUGAACUGUCGCCACAGGAUGAACAGCUGCAGCGGAAAUGCCUGAGCCAUCUGCCCUUCGCGGAUGCCGAGGCUGUCCCGCUGCUCAAUCAAAGGAUGGUCGAUGGUCUGGCGAGGUUCUUCAACGCUGACUGUUGCUACGCAACGACGACCGGCUACCAAUCGAACGUGCUCGGGAUACCGGCCAUUGCUCGAGACAAUUCGCUCAUCGUGAUGGACGAGAAAUGCCACAACUCGAUUUUCACGGCGUCGUACAUGUCCCGAGCCGGAGCCCGCAAGAGGUUCCGGCAUAAUGACAUGGCGCAUCUGCAGUCCAUCCUGGAGUCAACUCAUGGGGAACACUCUGAUAUUAUCGUGGUCGUGGAGGGUCUUUACAGUAUGGAUGGGACCAUCCCACCGCUGGAUCGCCUGUAUGGCCUCAAAAAGAAAUUCAACUUCACCUUAUACGCGGAUGAAGCACACUCGUUCGGCUCGAUCGGGAAAACCGGAGGAGGUUGUCUGGAGAUGUGGAACGACCAACACCCCGAAGCUCUGGUCCCUGGCGAUGUGAUUGACGUUCGCAGCGCUGUCCUGUCCAAGGCAGUCGGCGGACUAGGCGGAUUCGUGUGCGCCGCUGCUCCGUUCCAGGAAGGCCUCCGCCAGCGGGCAGAGGAGCUGGCGGAGCGAGGCGAGUCACUCACAACCUCCACCAUGCUGCAGACGUUGUCGAUGUUGCGCCAGCCGCGCCGGUUGGUGAGCCAGUUGCACCGCUUGCUCGAUCUGUCUCGCUUCUGUCAUGAAGAACUGGCCCGCCAAGGGGUUCACGUUUAUGGCGAUGUUUACGUGCCCAUGCUCCCCGUGUAUGGUGGCCGACCCAGCAAGGCGGCGGAAUUGUCUCACGUUCUCCGUCAGCAGGGGCUGGUGGCCUCUCCGGUCAGUGCUCCUGCGGUCGAGAUCUGGGAAAGUCGAGUGCGCGUCACCUUGUCCGCAUCGUACAGUGAUGAGGACGUGAACGCCUUGAUCGACGCCAUUAUCACCGCGAGUCAACGCAUCGGACUCAGCAGACCAACCAACAUUCCGCGCCAAAUGUACAGAUGCGCGCCGAACCCGGUGGACAUGCGGAAGCUGCAGAGGGAGGCUCAAGAAGCGCACGCAUACCUCAGCCGCAUUCUGCAGCAGCAGAUUGAGCAGCCUGUGGCGACACAGCGUUCUGGCAUCUCCGCGGCGGAGAUUGCCGCUGGCCAUGCUGCCCGCCAGAUGUACGGUCUCGGGUCAGGCAGUGCUCGGUGGAUUCUGGGCACUUUCCCACCACAUCUCGAGGUCGAAGAACUCACAGCACAAUUGACACGGCAGCCGGCCGCGCUGACCUACCCGGAUUCCGACUUGGGCCUCAUGUCGACCAUUGCCGGCUUGUGCCGUCCGGUGAUUGCUUGUCGACGACACUAUUUCCUGGUCCCCGCGAAUCUGCCUUCGACCGCCGAGGAAGGCUUUCGGGUGGCCACAAAGAACUCGGGAACCGUCUGCCUGAAGUACGCCGAUCGGGAUGCCCUGGUCCCGCUGUUCGAGGCUCUGUCAUCGCGCAGCGCGACUUAUCUCACACUCUACCUGGACCCGGUGGUCGACGGUGGCUACAUGGAUCUGAUGGCUCUCGCAACGCAACUGGCGGGCAAGAGGCGCAUGACCCAUGGCAUGACGGUCCUCCUCAAUGACACCAACGGACUAGGGCGCCUGGGGCCAUCCCAGCUGGGGAUUGCGUCCGCCGUCGACCUCGUCCGCUUCUCUCAGAUCCUUUCCGCCCGGAUUCUGGUCAGUGAAUCAUUCUACAGGGCCUUCAGUCUGCCGGGCGGUUAUCUGGCCGGAGACCCUACGAUCAUUGAAGAGCUGCGCUAUACCAGUCGCUGUUACAUGUUCACCACGUCUCCCCAACCGUUCGUGAUGGCCAUGGUCAGGGACGCUUUGCAUGGCCGGUUGAGCGCGGCCCCAGUUGAAGAGAGGUACACGAUGGCCAUAGCCACCAAAUCCAGACCGGAAAGCGUGCGCAGUAUGCUGCGUCGCACAGUUCACCGGCUGCCACAAGAACGGGCGCCCUUGCUCGCGCUUGUUCGUGUCAAUGUCUGA
Penicillium bovifimosum is the source of this 2520-nucleotide messenger RNA. RefSeq names its product PLP-dependent transferase. Gene Ontology annotation, molecular function: pyridoxal phosphate binding. The coding region runs from base 1 to 2520 and encodes 839 amino acids. The transcript has 2 exons. The record is from RefSeq and is a predicted model, not a curated record. Gene Ontology annotation, biological process: biosynthetic process. NCBI's taxonomy places the organism in Eukaryota, Fungi, Ascomycota, Eurotiomycetes, Eurotiales, Aspergillaceae.